AUGGUGUGCCUGGGUUUCCUCCUCCCCGUGGGCUGCCUCCUCCUCCUCAGCACCGGGGCCCAGGGGGAGUAUGGUGUGGUCCAUGUGGUGUCAGAGAACUGGAGCAAGGACUACUGUGUCCUCUUCAGCUCUGACUAUGUCACCCUACCCCGGGACCUGCACCAUGCCCCACUCCUGCCCCUGCAUGAUGGCACCAAGGCCUCCUGGUGCCCAGGUGAGGAUUCCUUCCACCAGGCCCAGCCCAGCUCCUCCAAACAGCGGCCCCUCCGCCAGACCACCGCCAUGGUUAUGAGGGGUAACUGCAGCUUCCAUGCCAAGGGCUGGCUGGCACAAGACCAAGGUGCCCAUGGGCUGCUCAUCGUCAGCCGGGUCAGCAACCAACAGUGCUCAGACACCACCCCAACAUCCCGGGACCCCCGAAAGCCUUUGCCAGAUCUCACCAUCCCUGUGGUUGUACUCCGCUACACUGACAUGAUUGACAUUCUCAGCCACACUCAGGGUGACACCGAUGUCCGUGUGGCCAUGUACGCCCCUCCAGAGCCCGUCAUUGACUACAACAUGGUGGUCAUUUUCAUCCUGGCGGUGGGCACCGUGGCCGUGGGUGGCUACUGGGCCGGACUGAUGGAGGCCGAUCGGCUUCAGCGACGCCGGGCCCGGGGAGGAGGGGGGCCUGGCGGUCAGAAUCAGCCACAAGCAGUAGCAGCCGAGGGGUCCCAGGUGGCCCAGGAAGAUGAAAAUGAUGAGGACACACCAGUGGAAUUUACACCAGCCAUGACGGGCGCUGUGGUCACCAUGUCCUGUUCCAUAAUGGUACUACUCUACUUCUUCUAUGACUGUUUCAUCUAUGUCAUGAUUGGGAUCUUUGGUCUUGGUGCCAGCAUGGGUCUCUACAGCUGCCUGGCACCCCUGGCAUGCUAUCUGCCCUUGUGGCAUUGUCAGUUGCCUCUGCCUGGCCGCCGUGCCUAUCUGCAGCUACCACUGCUGCUGCUGGCAGGACUGUGCACCACUGUGACAAUCCUCUGGGUCACCUACCGCAAUGAGGACCGCUGGGCAUGGUUCCUGCAGGACCUGUUGGGUGUAGCCUAUUGCCUUUUCGUUCUGCGGCAUGUGCGGCUGCCCACACUCAAGAACUGUGCCUCUUUCUUGCUGGCACUGCUGGCCUUUGAUGUCUUCUUUGUCUUUGUCACACCUCUCUUCACCAAGUCUGGUGAGAGCAUCAUGGUGGAGGUUGCAUUAGGCCCGGCAGAUUCUUCAAGCCACGAGCGACUGCCCAUGGUGCUCAAAGUGCCCCGUCUCAGCUUCUCGGCCUUGACACUGUGUGACCAGCCCUUCUCCAUCCUUGGCUUUGGUGACAUCAUGGUCCCUGGCUUCCUGGUUGCCUACUGUCACCGCUUUGAUGUGCACAUCCACUCCCGCCCAGUCUACUUUGUGACCUGCACCAUGGCCUAUGCUGUGGGCCUUCUGGUCACCUUUGUGGCCAUGGUCCUUAUGGAGAUGGGCCAGCCCGCCCUUCUGUACUUAGUGUCCAGCACCUUACUCACCAGUCUGGGGAUGGCUGCCUGCCGCCAAGAGCUUACCCUCUUCUGGACCGGCCAGGGCAAAACCAAGACAUCUGACCAGCCUGUGCUAGGGCACUGUGAUGUUCCUGCAGCCAGCUCCAAGCAGAAGAAGGAUGGCACAGCAGAUGGCCACACAGCCAGCAAGGCUGAGGGGGCCACUGACCAAGGGGCAGGGGACUCAGACAGCAACCUCGCAGAAGACAUGGCUGAGAUGGUCGCCAUGUCUGAGGAUGAAGCCACCAGUCCAGAGGGCCACAGUGAGAGCUCUGAGGGCUGGAGCGAUGCCAACUUGGAUCCUGAUGAACUGUUCCCUAACUCUCCAGGGGCCUCAGAGGAGCUGAUGCCACUCGUGCCCAUGGCCAUGUUGAUACCGGUGAUCCCACUGAUGGCACCGCCCUCGGAGCUGGGUCACAUCCACACCCAGGCCCAGACCCAUGAUGCUGGCCUGCCUUGGAUGGGGCUGCACAAGAGGAAGGGUUUGAAGGUAAAGAAGAGCAUGGCGACCCAGGCUCCCCUGUGA
Messenger RNA from Castor canadensis (American beaver), 2079 nucleotides. It is a transcript of the gene Sppl2c, whose product is annotated as signal peptide peptidase like 2C. Lineage: Eukaryota; Metazoa; Chordata; Mammalia; Rodentia; Castoridae. Gene Ontology annotation, cellular component: cytoplasmic side of endoplasmic reticulum membrane; Golgi-associated vesicle membrane; lysosomal membrane. The record is from RefSeq and is a predicted model, not a curated record. Gene Ontology annotation, molecular function: aspartic endopeptidase activity, intramembrane cleaving. Gene Ontology annotation, biological process: membrane protein proteolysis.